This is a messenger RNA of Tripterygium wilfordii, 1128 nucleotides long. RefSeq lists its product as uncharacterized. Gene Ontology annotation, molecular function: aminoacyl-tRNA deacylase activity. The record is from RefSeq and is a predicted model, not a curated record. Bases 67 to 771 code for a protein of 234 amino acids. The transcript has 5 exons. NCBI's taxonomy places the organism in Eukaryota, Viridiplantae, Streptophyta, Magnoliopsida, Celastrales, Celastraceae.
UUAAGGAGGCUCCUAGUCACGUGAGAAACUGAGCCUCGCUGAGACCGACCGACGGAGAGGCGCAAGAUGGAGGCGACACUAGCGGACCUCGAGCGAGUUCAAACUCGAAUUCUCCGACGGAUAGCAGAACUCGAGCUCUCUCACCUUCCUCAGAACCACCUAUCUGAAUCCCUCCCCGUCGCCUCAUCCCACACAAACUGCGGGCAAGACAACAGCGGCACUGUUGCUCGUCUCUCUGCCAUGCUCCGAUCUAACGGAGUUAAUGACUUCUUGUUCAAGAGAGUCCCUUCUGAUUACUACGAUUGGACUCUCGAGUCCCGCCGCGAGAUUCUCGGUGCCGCCUCAGUGGAUCAUCUCUGCAAAAGCAUCGUUUUGGUUAACACUCAAGCCCCAUCUAAUGUUGUUGAUUGCAGUGAUCGCAAUUAUUCAAAGUAUUAUAUCGUCGUUGUACAGUACACUGCUCGGUUCAAUGCUGAAACUGUUAAAAACUUUCUGUAUUCGCUCAAUAAUGGCCAACUAUCAAAGAAAAAAUUCAACAUGAGGCUUGCUCCUGAGGAGACAUCAGUGAAGUUGACUGGAUAUGGACACAAUGCAGUGACAUGUAUUGGCAUGCAAACAGAUAUUCCGGUGAUUUUGGAUGAAGCAAUCGUUAAACUGACUCCUGAUUUCUUUUGGUUGGGUGGUGGUGAGGUUGAUCUGAAGCUAGGAGUGAGGACUUCAGAAUUUAUCAAUUUUGUGAAGCCUUUCAUUUUCAGCUGUAGUGGUGCUUAGGUUUCUCAUAUAUAAUCAUUUUUGGACUGCAUUAAGACAUUAUUUAAAGAAGCUGACAGAAGAACUUGAGAAAAUCCCAUGGUCAUCAACUCCUCAAGAGGACUCGGACGCUGCUUGAUAUUCAACUGGUGGAAUCAUUGUUUGGCCAUGGUCCGAAUUUUCCAUAUUGCCAGUAAAAGGUGAUUGAUAGCUAGUCUGCCAAUUUGGAUGGCCAUGGCGGGGAAAUAUAUGAAGGGAUCUUUUACAUCGUAUACUUUGAGCUUCCACUUCUCAAAUUCUUAUCAUGAACUACUAUGGAAGUAGAUUGGUAUUUUAUUAUUUAAUGAAGAAUUUAUUGCAGAUUAUGUUUGGCUCUUA